This is a messenger RNA of Cryptococcus wingfieldii CBS 7118, 609 nucleotides long. RefSeq lists its product as hypothetical. The coding region runs from base 1 to 609 and encodes 202 amino acids. The transcript is spliced from 5 exons. NCBI's taxonomy places the organism in Eukaryota, Fungi, Basidiomycota, Tremellomycetes, Tremellales, Cryptococcaceae. The record is from RefSeq and is a predicted model, not a curated record.
AUGCUCACCAACCUCUCCCUCGUCGCCCUCUCCCUCGCUGCCACCGCCAACGCAACAGCCGCCAUCUCCAUCCUCAGCCCCGGUCAUGGUGCAAUCUGGUACAAGAACAGCACCGUCUCCCUCAACUGGACCCUCACCGACCCUGCCACCGACAACUACUUCUUCCGGGCAUACUUGUCCAACAAGGAUUCGAGCGUGUUGGAGGGAAAUCACUCGAUCGCCGACAGUACCAAUGCGACAGCAGAGUUUGUCUGGAUCUUGUUGCCGCAGGUUCCCGCUUCCGAAGGGUACACUGUGAAUCUUGUCAACACCACCAACGAAGCGCAAGUGUUUGCGAGUUCCGAGGAGUUUGAGAUCCAAGACGGCAUCGUCGCAUCUACCACCACCUCUUCCUCAUCCACCAACUCCGCAUCCUCUACUAGCGCGGGCAACAUCCCCAACGCCAAGCUCACCACCAGCGCUCCAUCAUCCUCCAACCCAUUCGCCACUGACGCCAGCUCCGCAUCGUCGGGCGCUGUUUUCGCCAUCGAUCUCAACUUUGCUGGGAAUAUUGUGCAUGGCGGCCUGAUGAUUACACUCGUGUGUAUUGGUAUGGGCGUCUUCCUCUAG